GUGGACAUUUGGCUAUUAAGUAUUGAUCAGCACGAUGUUAGCAAGAUGGCUAGAGAGUACGCUGAGGACGUAAACAGGGAAAACAAACCAAAUAUUCUGUUGCACAGUAUCUUUAUUCAAACCUGUUUGUUUACAAUAUUCUUAUUCCAGUUUGUUUAUGAUUUGUUCACACCAUAUUCCAUGUCAGAGAGAUGCACAAUAUGUACUUAACUCUACACAGACAUGCUACCUAAUUUACUAGAAGACCCUGAGUUGCAUGAUAGGGGGGAUCCGGCACAGACUAUAUUCAUGGAAGAUGAGGCGGCUGUUUUAAGUUUUAAAAUGGGGAGAGUGUUCUGCCCUCCGAAAAUAGCAUCAGGCAACCCAUGUUUGGAGCAUAUUAAAUAUGUAAUCCUCCCUUGGUUUAGAAAGUUCGAGGUGGUUCAGAAGGAAGAGGACGGUGGUAACAAGACAUUUGCAAGUGUGGAAGAACUUAUUUUUGCUUAUGAAAGUGGUGUGGUUAAUUCUGCUAACUUAAAGCUAGCUUUUGAGCGGGCAUUGAACAAGAUAUUGCAGCCUGUUCGUGACUACUUCAGGGGCAACAAUGAAGCCAAGGCUCUAAUUCACGCUGUUGAGCAACAUGCAUUGAGAAACGCGAGUGCUCGACGAGGAUGAAGAGAACCAGACCGGGAUGGAUUCUGGGACCUCUGGAUUCUUUCCUUUUAUCUGCCAAUCAUGUAUCCUUGUUUCAUAGUCAAGCUGAACAAUUAUGUAUAUCCUGAUUUGGUCGUCGUGCAUUGUCAUAUUUAA
Phragmites australis (common reed) is the source of this 789-nucleotide messenger RNA. RefSeq names its product tyrosine--tRNA ligase 1, cytoplasmic-like. The record is from RefSeq and is a predicted model, not a curated record. NCBI's taxonomy places the organism in Eukaryota, Viridiplantae, Streptophyta, Magnoliopsida, Poales, Poaceae. The coding region runs from base 223 to 654 and encodes 143 amino acids. Gene Ontology annotation, molecular function: tyrosine-tRNA ligase activity. The transcript has 5 exons.